Molecule: messenger RNA, 1380 nt
Organism: Dryobates pubescens (Downy woodpecker)
Lineage: Eukaryota; Metazoa; Chordata; Aves; Piciformes; Picidae
Gene: TRIB1
Product: tribbles pseudokinase 1
Exons: 3
Coding region: 279-1346 (355 amino acids)
Biological process (GO): protein phosphorylation; regulation of MAP kinase activity; positive regulation of proteasomal ubiquitin-dependent protein catabolic process
Cellular component (GO): nucleus
Molecular function (GO): ATP binding; mitogen-activated protein kinase kinase binding; protein kinase activity
Source: RefSeq, a predicted model, not a curated record
CUGUGGCCCGGGGCCGUGGAGAGCAUCGGGCAGAGCGGAGCAGGCGCGUCCAAGCCUCCCUCCUCCCAUUUCCCCGUGCGUCAGGGCCGGGAGGAGGAGACUCAUUCUUUUUGUGUGUGUGUGUAUUAAUUUAUUUAUUUUUUAAAGCCUCAAACUACUUUAGCGCGGAGUCGGCAGCAGAUGGUGGACGCGACCCGAGGUUUCGGCUGGGAGAACGAAGGGAUGCGCCCAGCCCGCACCGCCCGCCUCUAGCUCGGCUCCCGCUCCCGCUCCCCUCCAUGAGCCGCCCCGCGUCCCUGCUGCCGGCCGCUCGCUGCCGCAGCGCCCCGGCCAAGCGGCUCCAACCCCUCCAGGACGGUCCCGCCGAGGAAGCGCCGGCCGCCAAGUGCCCUCGCCUCGUCGAUUGCGGACCCCCGGAUUGCCUGAGCGCUCCCGGGUCGCCCUGUGCCCCCGCUUCUCCCGCCGGCGGCGGGGGAGCGGCGGGUCCCAGCCUGAUCGCCUCGUACCUGCUGCUGCCGCUGGCCGAGCGGGAGCAGGUGUCGAGAGCGCUGAGCGUCAGCUCCGGACGGGAGCUGCGCUGCAAGGUGUUCCCCCUCAAACACUACCAGGACAAGAUCCGGCCUUACAUUCAGCUGCCGUCACACAGAAACAUUACCGGGGUAGUUGAAGUCAUCCUCGGGGACACCAAGGCCUAUGUAUUCUUUGAAAAGGACUUUGGGGACAUGCACUCCUACGUGAGGAGCUGCAAGAGGCUGAGGGAAGAGGAGGCUGCCCGGCUGUUCAAGCAGAUUGUCUCUGCCGUCGCUCACUGCCACCAAUCGGCCAUCGUACUUGGUGACCUCAAGCUCAGGAAAUUUGUCUUCUCUAAUGAAGAAAGGACUCAGCUGCGGCUGGAGAGCCUGGAAGACACACACAUCAUCAAAGGUGAAGACGAUGCACUCUCAGACAAGCACGGCUGUCCGGCGUAUGUCAGCCCUGAGAUCCUAAAUACGACCGGGACUUACUCUGGAAAAUCAGCCGACGUGUGGAGUUUGGGGGUGAUGCUUUAUACUCUCCUGGUGGGACGCUAUCCCUUCCAUGACUCGGACCCUAGCACUCUCUUUUCCAAAAUCCGACGUGGACAGUUCUGUAUUCCUGACCACGUCUCCCCCAAAGCCCGAUGCCUCAUCCGCAGUCUCCUGCGGCGGGAGCCCUCUGAAAGACUCACUGCUCCGGAGAUCUUGCUUCACCCUUGGUUCGAGGCAGUUUUGGAGCCUGGAUAUACAGACCAGGAGACAGGAACUUCGGAUCAAAUUGUUCCAGAAUACCACGGAGACAGCGAUGAUAUUAGUUCUUUCUUCUGCUAAUCCUGAAAUCUCAGAAAGCUCCACGGUUCUCACC